Messenger RNA from Mercurialis annua (annual mercury), 4810 nucleotides. Its product is annotated as pleiotropic drug resistance protein 3-like. Gene Ontology annotation, molecular function: ATP binding; ATP hydrolysis activity; ABC-type transporter activity. Bases 242 to 4624 code for a protein of 1460 amino acids. The record is from RefSeq and is a predicted model, not a curated record. The transcript is spliced from 24 exons. NCBI's taxonomy places the organism in Eukaryota, Viridiplantae, Streptophyta, Magnoliopsida, Malpighiales, Euphorbiaceae. Gene Ontology annotation, cellular component: membrane.
AUUCAACGCCUCAUCCAGGCAAGCCAUUACUUAAUGAGCCAAUUCAACUUCACUAGCUAACAACUAAUUUAUCUAUUUUUAAAAUCCUACUGACACCAUGUUUUGCGGCUAUUUGCUUCUUCGCUUAAUAUGUUCAUCAGAUUUCUAUGUAAUUAACUGAGGAAUGCCUUGCACUCUACGGUUUGUUAACAUGUCUCCGUGUGAUUACUUGUAGCUUAAGUCUACUGUCUAAUUUCUUCUAAUGGCUCAGCUAGUUGGUCUUGAUGAAAUAGAGUCAUUCAGGAAUGAGUUAGCAGAGGGAGGAAGCAUAAAAUCCUCAUUCAGAAGUAGUCGUCGUGUUUCGUUUAGAAGUAGUCGUCAUGUUUCAUUUGGUAGUCAUCAUGCUUCAGGAUUGAGUUCACCUGUGGUUUCUGAGCAUCAUGAAGAAGAAAUUCAGUUGCAGUGGGCUGCUAUUGAAAGAUUACCUACCUAUCGAAGAAUUACUACUGCUCUAUUUGCAGAGGAACCAAACGCCUCGGAUGCUAAAGCCAAAAGAGUUGUUGAUGUUGCCACAUUUGGAGCUCAAGAGCGACACAUGUUCAUAGAAAAGCUAAUCAAACAUAUCGAACAUGACAAUCUACGAUUACUGAAAAAGCUUGGAAAAAGAAUUAACAAAGUUGGUGUACAACUACCCACCGUAGAGGUGAGAUACAAGAAUCUGUGGGUUGAAGCAGAGUGUAAGGUUGUUCAUGGCAGACCUCUUCCAACUCUUUGGAACACUGCUAAAAGCGUGCUUUCAGAGUUUUUCAAUAUAGCUUGUUCAAAACAAGAAGCCAAGAUUAGCAUAUUAAAAGAUGUCAAUGGCAUUAUAAAGCCAAGCAGGAUGACUUUACUGCUUGGUCCACCAGGUUGUGGUAAAACUACUUUCUUAUUGGCAUUGUCUGGGAAAUUGAGCCAAUCUCUGCAGGUUAAAGGAGAUAUAUCUUACAACGGAUACAAAUUACAAGAGUUUGUUCCUCAAAAGACCUCAGCUUAUAUAAGCCAAAAUGACCUGCAUAUUCCAGAUAUGACAGUUAGGGAAACAAUUGAUUUUUCUGCUCAAUGUCAGGGAACUGGGAGCCGAGCUGAAAUCAUGAAGGAAGUGAGCAGAAGAGAGAAGGAGGCAGGGAUAAUCCCAGAUACCGAUGUGGAUGCUUACAUGAAGGCAGUAGCAGUGGAAGGACUGGAAAGUAAUCUUCAGACAGACUACAUUUUGAAGAUUUUGGGACUUGAUUUUUGUGCUGACACAAUGGUUGGGGAUGCGAUGAGAAGGGGUAUCUCUGGUGGUGAGAAGAAACGGUUAACCACAGGAGAGAUGAUUGUGGGACCUACAAAAGCACUAUUCAUGGAUGAAAUAUCAAACGGCUUAGACAGUUCCACUGCUUUUCAGAUUGUAUCCUGUCUUCAGCAUUUAGUGCAUAUUACAGAUGCUACGGCAUUGAUUUCGCUUCUCCAGCCAGCACCAGAAACCUUUGAUCUAUUUGACGAUGUCAUUCUGAUGGCUGAGGGAAAGAUUGUUUAUCAUGGUCCACGUCUCAGUAUCUGCGAAUUCUUUGAGGAUUGUGGGUUCAGAUGCCCUGAAAGGAAAGGAGUUGCUGACUUCCUUCAAGAGGUUAUCUCUGUAAAAGAUCAGGCUCAGUAUUGGUGUCGCACAGAUAAACCGUACAGUUAUGUUUCUAUCAAUCAGUUUGCUAAGAAAUUCAAUGGAAGUCAUCUUGGCCAGAAACUAAACGAGGAGCUUUCAGAGCCAUUUGCAAAGUCUGAAAUCCACAAGAGUGCAUUGUCCUUCAAAAAGUACUCAUUACCAAAAGGCGAGCUAUUUAAAGCUUGUGCCAGGAGAGAGUUUCUUCUAAUGAAGAGAAAUGCCUUCAUCUAUGUGUUCAAAACUGUACAGUUAGUGAUUGUUGGUGCAAUUACAAUGACAGUUCUACUACGCUCUACAUUAUCUGUUGAUGUGAUCCACGCGAAUGAUUACAUGAGUGCCAUGUUCUAUGCACUCAUCCUAUUACUUGUUGAUGGAUUUCCAGAGUUGCAAAUGACCGUCGUAAGACUUGCAGUUUUCCAUAAACAGAAAGAGUUGUGCUUUUACCCUGCGUGGGCUUAUGUUAUUCCUGCUACAAUUCUUAAAAUUCCCGUUUCAUUCUUGGAAGCUUUAGUUUGGACGUCUCUUACUUACUAUGUUAUUGGUUUCAGCCCUGAGGCUGGAAGGUUCUUCCGCCAGUUUCUUCUACUUUUUGUGGUACACCUAACAUCGUUAUCCAUGUUUCGCUUUAUCGCCUCAGUCUGCCAAACUAUGGUAGCUUCAACAACUAUAGGGAGUCUCUUUAUAUUAAUUAAUUUCUUGUUUGGCGGCUUCAUAAUCCCGAGGCCAUCUAUGCCUGCUUGGUUGGACUGGGGAUUUUGGAUUGCCCCAUUGACCUAUGGGGAGAUUGGAUUGUCUGUGAAUGAGUUUCUUGCUCCUCGUUGGCAGAAGAUUGCCUCUGACAACAUUACUAUAGGACAACUAACUCUAGAAACUCGCGGAUUGAACUAUGAUGGUUACUUUUACUGGAUAUCUGUUGGUGCCUUAACAGGAUUUGUAGUCCUUUUCAACACUGGCUUUACAUUGGCAUUAACCUUUUUGAGACCUCCUGGAAGAUCGCGUGCUAUUAUUUCUUAUGAAAAAUACAAUCAACUGCAAGAGAAAGUAGAUGAUAAUGAUAAUAAUGCUGACAAAGACAACAUACAAAACUACGCUCAUCCUAUGUCUAGUCCAGGACCCAAUAAAGGAAGGAUGAUUUUGCCUUUUGAGCCCCUUACUAUAACAUUUCUGGAUCUGCAGUACUGUGUUGACACGCCUCUGGAAAUGCGAAAACGAGGUUUUGCAGAAAAGAAGCUUCAUCUGCUUUCUGACAUCACAGGUUCAUUUAGACCUGGUAUUCUUACAGCAUUGAUGGGUGCUAGUGGAGCUGGAAAAACAACUCUUAUGGAUGUUCUUUGUGGAAGGAAAACAGGUGGUACUAUUGAAGGAGAUAUUAGAAUUGGCGGGUACCCAAAGGUUCAGGAUCAUUUUGCUAGAAUAUCAGGUUAUGUUGAGCAAACCGACAUACAUUCCCCGCAAAUAACAGUAGAAGAAUCUUUGACAUACUCUGCCUGGUUGCGACUCCCAUCUGAGAUCGAUCCAAAAACUAAAUCUGAGUUUGUCAAUGAAGUCCUUGAAACUAUAGAGCUUGAUGGGAUUAAAGAUUCCCUGGUAGGCUUGCCAGGAGUAUAUGGAUUAUCUACUGGGCAGCGCAAACGAUUGACCAUAGCAGUGGAGCUUGUUUCCAAUCCAUCUAUCAUAUUCAUGGAUGAACCCACUACAAGUUUAGAUGCAAGAGCAGCUGCAAUUGUAAUGAGGGCAGUGAAGAAUGUAGUCGAAACCGGUCGAACAGUUGUGUGCACCAUCCACCAGCCAAGUAUUGACAUUUUCGAGGCAUUUGAUGAGUUGGUCCUUCUUAAAAUGGGAGGGCGAAUUAUCUAUUCCGGUCCGCUGGGACAACAUUCAAGCAGGGUCAUUGAUUAUUUUGAGAAUGUUCCUGGAGUGCCUAAGAUUAAGGACAAUUACAAUCCAGCUACAUGGAUGUUAGAAGUUACAUCCAAAUCUGCAGAGACUGAACUUGGCGUAGAUUUUGGACAAAUAUAUGAAGAGUCCACAUUGUAUAAGCAGAACAAAGAAUUGAUUAAGCAACUGAGUUCACCAAUGCCUGGUUCAAAGGAAUUGUUUUUUCCUACCCGUUACCCGCAAAGUGGUUGGGAACAAUUCAGAGCAUGCCUGUGGAAACAUCACUUAUCGUAUUGGAGAAGUCCUUCGUACAAUCUGACUCGCAUUGUUUACAUGGUUGCCGCAUCUAUCCUAUUUGGCGCACUGUUUUGGCAGAAAGGACAAAAAAUAAAUAGCCAGCAAGACAUGUUCAUCAUGAUUGGCUCAAUGUACAUUACAAUAAUCUUCUUCGGCAUAAACAAUUGCUCCUCAGUCUUACCAUAUGUUUCCACAGAACGAACUGUGUUAUACCGCGAAGGAUUUGCAGGAAUGUAUUCUCCAUGGGCGUACGCAUUUGCGCAGGUGGUGGUGGAGUUGCCAUACUUGUUCAUCGUAGCACUCAUCUACGUGGUCAUCACAUAUCCAAUGAUCGGUUAUUCCAUGUCUGCCUACAAAAUCUUUUGGGCAUUUUAUGCAUUGUUCUGCACAUUGUUGUGUUUCAACUACAUGGGAAUGCUGCUAGUAGCUUUGACACCAAACAUUCAAGUGGCUUCUAUUCUAUCCUCAUCCACCUACGUAAUGCUGAUUUUGUUCGCAGGAUUCGUUGUGCCAGAACCGCGUAUUCCGAAAUGGUGGAAAUGGUUAUACUACAUAUGUCCCACAUCUUGGAUGCUAAAGGGUAUGCUCACCUCACAAUAUGGAGAUGUUGAGAGAAAAAUAUUAGUUUUCGGCGAGACGAAAACUGUUUCGGCCUUUUUACAAGAUUACUUUGGCUAUGACCAUGACUUUUUAGGCGUUGUUGCUGCUGUUCUCAUCAUCUUCCCUUUUGUUUUUGCUUCUCUUUUUGCAUAUUUUAUAGGCAAAUUGAACUUUCAGAGAAGAUAAAUUAAUUUGUUCAUAAUCAUGUCUGAUUAGACAGUACAAUAUAGUUUUUUUUUGUGAAAAUGACAGUACAAUAUAGUUAAUCAUUUGAUAUGUUACAAAUAGAAUGAAGAAUCAAGAACUGUAUUGAACAUUAUAGUUACAGGAAAAAUAUAAGUCUUAAAUAUCACAUCCACAAUGGUUUCUGAA